AUGCUUGACUUUUCCAUGUUCAUGAACACCGUGGGGCUCGAUUUUGACUUGGGUAUCAUCUCCGAGCCCCUCUGGAGUACUCAGCACGGCAACGAGUCAGCGGCAGUGGCUGGGCCUAUCGGUCCUGGCGAUCAUCCAGCAGCGGACAAGGUGCGAGACAAGCAACGUCGAAUCCCCGACGCUUCUAUAGGCGAAGAUGACUUCCAUGAACUGAAGCCGUUGCUGCAUCCGUGGCAAGUGACCGAGGAGCACAGGCGACAGUUUCAGCUUUCACUAGCCCCCUUUGGCGACGUACUAGGGAAUUUCACGCUACCAUCCAGACUCUCGCUAGCCCGGUGCAUCGCUGGCUACGUCGACGGCUUCAGUAAUCACCACUCAUUCAUCCACGUGCCCACCUUCAACGUCGCAGCCCACUCCAGGGCUCCCGAUAUGGUCCUUGCCGUCCUUGCCAUUGGUGCGCAAUAUAGAUACGAAAAGCGGAACUCCUUGAUGCUCUACAACGCUGCCAGGUCCAUCGUGCUUGAGCGCAUUCGCAGAAGGGACCCAUGCCCGGAACCGCCCGGCAGCCAAAAUGGAGCUAACCAUCGGCAAGCGAGUCAUCAAACACAGUCUGGACGCAUGGACAUCGUCCGGACACUUCUGCUCCUGGCAACCUUCUCCACAUGGCAAAGAGAUCAAGCGCUCGUCCGUGAGUCUUUUGAGUAUCAGGGGCUGGUUGCGAGAUACAUCAGAGAAGACGGGCUGUCUGAGUCGGCACAGGACGACGGAGGCGACUGGCUCGGAUGGUCAAGGAUCGAAGUCGACCGACGCACGAAGCUCUGUGCAUUUGGCCUCCUUAACCUCCAGACCUUAGCAUACAAUCUCCCCCCUGCGAUCCUCAGCAAUGAGAUCGACCUGCGUUUACCGACUUCGUGCGAAGAGUGGUCUGCUCGUGGACCUUCGGAGUGGCUCAAUGCAAGGGAGAAGGCGCCGAAGAUAAUCCCGUUCAAGGAGGCUCUGGCGGCAUUGCUGAGAAGCACCAAGCAGUCUACGACAGAGCCAGCUCUGGUGACGUCUCCAAUGGGAAAUUUCAUAUUGGUGCAAGCGUUGUUGCAGCGUAUGUACAUCACUCACCAACUCUCUGUAGACCCGGAGGAGAAGCCAUUCCGUGACCAGGAUGUGAGUGAUUUCGAGGAAGCGCUCGAUCGCUGGAGACACGGAUGGCGGAAAGCCCCCGAAUCCGUCCUGGACCUGAAGAACUCGAAAGGAUCAAUGUCGUUUGCCUCAACCGCCCUCCUGGGCCUCGCCCAUGUGAGGCUCCAUUUCGAACUGGGCCGCCGCCGGCGACUACAGAGCGGGGAUCCGGACGUUGUGGCUACGGCAGCCUUCGAGGCGCCCCCGCCACAGCGGUCUCCGCGCUUGCUGCAAGCCCUGCUGCACUCGGCCCACGCGAUCAACAUCCCCGUCCAGCUGGGUGUUGACUAUCUGACCAAGUGCCAGGCCUUCUUCUGGGGCGUCCAGCACUCCCUUUGUAGCUUUGAGUGCGCCGUUUUCCUGAGCAAGUGGCUCUGUACGCUCUCCAGCACCUGCUCCACAGAGCCUCUCACAGAACUCGAACACCAAGUCAUCCGCUGGCUCGAUAGCAUCGUGCAAGAGGCCAAGACGUCACUCGACGAAGCGGACGAGAUCAUCUACACAGGCGACGAGCUGACGCCGGACGAUCGCUACUCGACGCAAAUCAGCAUGGAUCUGUAUCGGCUGAGCAUCGCCGUCGUCAGGGUGUUCGCGCACAUGUUCAAACGCUGCAACACCACGUGGCCAGUUGUCGAGGUCAUCGGGCAGAGCUUGGAGCGGUAUGCGGAUCUGCUGCACGAGAGGGGUCCAGGAACCCUGGGCUGA
Molecule: messenger RNA, 1878 nt
Organism: Diplodia corticola
Lineage: Eukaryota; Fungi; Ascomycota; Dothideomycetes; Botryosphaeriales; Botryosphaeriaceae
Product: c2h2 transcription factor
Exons: 3
Coding region: 1-1878 (625 amino acids)
Biological process (GO): DNA-templated transcription; regulation of transcription by RNA polymerase II
Cellular component (GO): chromatin
Molecular function (GO): zinc ion binding; DNA-binding transcription factor activity, RNA polymerase II-specific; RNA polymerase II cis-regulatory region sequence-specific DNA binding
Source: RefSeq, a predicted model, not a curated record